Molecule: messenger RNA, 372 nt
Organism: Serpula lacrymans var. lacrymans S7.9
Lineage: Eukaryota; Fungi; Basidiomycota; Agaricomycetes; Boletales; Serpulaceae
Exons: 2
Coding region: 1-372 (123 amino acids)
Source: RefSeq, a predicted model, not a curated record
AUGUCAAUGCAACCAGAAAUGGUGGAUGUUAAUGCCAUCCUUUACUGGAUGUGGGAGAAGAUUAUAAAUCUCACCGCACAGCUUGACGAGCUAUGGGCAAAUUCCCCCAAGCAAGUUGAGCCAAAAUUCAACAAGAAAGUCGAGAUUAUCAAGCUGCAAAUCUGGAUCAUGGCGAACUGGGAUGCCUUUUCAGAUGAUUUCAGAAUCGCAACAGCUGUGCUGUCAAGACUAAAGGGGCCUAUGGUGGGUCGGUACACCCAAGUGGGACUCCAGCAGUGCUACACUGGGGGUGUAUGGCCAACCUGGGAUGAUCUCAAAUUAGAGAUUGGAAAAUAUUUUAAACCACAAGCUGAGUGUGACUGGGCGUGUUAG